CUGUGCUGAACACACUGAACCUGGCUAUAUCAAAGGACAGUCUUUUUUGGGGGCCACACUACGUGCAUUAGGAGUAAGCAUUAGAUGUGCCAUUGUAUAGCUGAGCUGGGCUGGCAUUCUGCAAAGACACUUGUGUGCAUUUCCUUUCCAUUAAUGCAUUGCUUUGUUUCUACCAGAUAAAAGGUUAUUGUGGAGUAAUUCCCUUUUAAUGCCAUAGCUGCACUUCUCAAGACAUGACAGGCCAGUCUUCCUGUGCCUGAGACCCCUCUUUAAAAGAGCUUUUGCCCAUGUGGUUGCUGCGUGGCAGGUAUACCCACUGCAAAUCUCUCCUGCAGAGAGUGUGCCCUACAAAGGUGAUAGGGGAUCUACUGCCCUGGCUGAGCUGCACGUCCUCAUAGAUAUUCCUGUUUGGGACUGGCAGAACCUACUUGAGCAAGGAGGGAGCUGCCCACACGUGAGAAUGUGCCCAGAUGCGAAGCAGCCAGCUGGAGUGAAAAGAUUUGUUUCUGCACCGAUACCCCUCAGCCCUCCCGGCCUCACAGGCCCCUCCAGCCUGUGGGAGCCAUGCCACAUGUGGUGGUCACAGCAUUUCUUUCAUUUACCAAGAUGUUCCUUGGAGUCAGUAGAAAGCAAACAGGCAUUUUUCCCAGAUAAUUGGGUCUUCAACAUUUGUAUUAUGCGGCAUGUGAGGAGGCAUUAUUUCCUUCCACUCACUAUACAGGUUGACUAGGGUCAGGUAUACCCCAUUCAAGGGACCCGGAGGCACUUCAGAUCUAGCUCAGCCCUUACUUUUCUUCUUUUUGAAAAUACAUGCUAAGGAGUUUGCAAGGUAAAUAGAGUAAUUAAUACAGUACCAUGGCAGUAACUCAAAAUAUUUACACAGACAGAAAAUGCAGAGUUCUUCUGUCAUCACUAACUUCCUGAUUUGCUUCUCUUCAGUUUUCUAUGUCAUGAUUCAUAGCAUACAUAUCUGAGAUAACCUGUAUUUUUUUACUUUCAUAUGCUUAAUAUUCUGUCGUUGCAUUUGUUAAUGUUGAGGCUGUGCACAUGAUGGGUGGCUUCUUCCACUUUAUCUAAUGUCCAGAUUUGAAAUAGAAGAAUAUCAUUUUAAUGUUAAAAACACUCUAGUUUCAUUGGCACAAGGAGCAAAAAAUUCACCCUCCGUUUUUGCAUGUGUUCCUAUUUUCAGAACAGGUGCCUUUUUGUCAUAAAAAUAGCUCAGCUGCUGUCCCUUUGUCCUGCGUGAUGUUACGCCAUGGCCUUUGCAAAGCCAGGAGGAACUUUUUGGCACGGCCCUCCCUUUCCAGGAGGGACCCAGCUAAGCUUCCUGAGCAACAUCAGCCUCCACUAAGAAUUCAGGUGCACAGCAUUCAGUUCUGGGAGUAUUGACCAGCCUUUGUACUUACUAAAGUUUCAUCGGAGGAGAUCGUAGCAUGAGUUCCUCGAGAAUAAUGGACCCUAAGAUGCGAGAGGCUGAAGGAGAUGGAGAGGACAAUUCAGGAAAGAAAAAAUCAAAGUUCAAAUCUUUCAAAAAGUUUUUUGGUAAAAAGAAAAGGAAAGAGACACCAUCUUCUGCAAGCAGCAAUCUGAAGUUGUGCCAGUCAACGAGUGAUGUUGCGGCCUCUCACGACAUGCGCAUUAAUUAUGACUCUGAAGAUGAACUUGAGGCACAUAAAGGCAUUAUGGGAAGCAGAGCUUUGUCACAUGAUAGCAUUUUCAUCCUUGAGACUGGGCAAGAGCCUGCAAGGCCAGUAAGAGUGUUUUCUCAAGAAAACAUUUCUGACCGGAUUAGAGCUUUACAGCUGAAACUCCAGCCUACCAUGAAAUUGGGACCUCCACCUCCAUUUAGACUUCAUGCAAAGCGAACAGAGGAUGCCGGGACCAGUUCUGAAGAUGAUGGAUUACCCAGAAGCCCUCCAGAAAUGUCUUUGCUCCAUGAGAGCCUAAACUCAGGCACAAGAACAAGAUUCUUUGACUCUCACAAGCACCUUAGCUCUUUGAGUUUAGCUGGAACAGGCAGUGAAGAAGAAGAACAGGUUACAUUGCAUCCUUCUAGAGCUCGUGCUACAGAUGGUCAGCUGUUCACUAGGCAUGGAAGUGGAUCUCUGCAGACAUCUGACAGUACCAUCUCACCUACAGCCAAUUUUGACACUCCACCUGAACUUUCCACUUUCUUGGAUAAUUCUGCUGCUAAACAUAAGCUUUUAAUAAAACCCCGGAACCAGAGAUCCAGUAAAAUGAGAAAAUUUUCUCAGAGGACCCAGUCUGAAUCUCUGACUGAUUUGAGCUGUACCCCAGAAGAAGAAGAAGAGGAUGAUGCUGUAUUCAAACCCAGCAAUCAAGAACUGCCAUGGACCGCAGCUGCAACACAGGAUGCUGUUUCCUGGCCAAAGCCCAGAAUGCCUGAGGACCUCCCCCCUGCUUUGAGACCAGUGAUGACUCAGCCUGCUUCUGAGCCUGCUGCUGUACAGGGAGCCCUGCUUCCAGAUAAUAAGCCACAGGACUGCCAACCGGUGCUAGAAACAACACGUGAAGAGUCUGAGUCCUCAUUGCUGAUAGAAGACAAAGAGCCCACAACUUCUUCCUACUCCAGUCCAGACAGAGAAGUAAAAAAGCAAGAAGAUUCCUCAGAAACACUGGUUCUCUUGUCUGGGGAUGUGAGUGAUAUGUCAAUCAAUAUUUUAAAUCAAGAAAAUAAGGAACAUCCUACUGUGUUUCCAGUAAAUAAAAUACCAUCCGAAGAAAAUAUUCCAAUUAGUAAGAAUAGUGUUGUAUUAUUGGGAAGGUCAGACGAGAAUAUACAGAAGGAUGAUCGGGUACCUGUGGAAAUGUCCUGUAGUGAAGAGGCAAAGAAAGAGUUUACUCUAUUGUCAGAGUCCAGCAAGGAGUUUUUUGUGGGUUCUUCCCAACCCACAGACUCGUUCCAUGUUUCACAUCCUGCUUCCUCAGUGUGGAUGGGAUCAUCUACUUCCUGCUCUCUAGAGAAAAUAAAGACUGCACAAGAGGCAGCUGCUUCUGGUAAGAGCAGUCAGUCACUGGUCCACAAAGAGGAACUACUGGGGAACAAAGCUGAAAAAGUAGUCAGUGAACUCAAUGCCUUCAGAAAGUUUUCUGUUUCCUCUGCACGAGAGAGACCAAGAACCAGAAGCCUACACUUCCCAGAAAGAUCAGAGCUGGAAAGCUCAUUAAAUACUGGAUUCUUCCUGUCCAAAGAAAAGGUCUCCUCAAGAAAUGAGAAGUGGAAAGAAGACUUCCAGAAGGGAUCAGAGCUGGACGAGGAAAAAAGUAGCAACAAAAAGCAGACCUCGCUGGCAGAGUCUGACUCUGAGAACACAGAACCUACAGAAAUUUUGGCUGGUUAUGUUUCUCUGGCUGUUGAUGCAGUGCUGAUGCCAAGCAAUUCUUUGGUGGUAUCCCAGAAUCAGCCAAGCUGUAAAGAUAAAAGUCCUUUUCAAGUGAAACUUAGAUCCACCUCACUGUCCUUGAAAUAUGGAGACAACUCAUCACCAGAAUCAAAAGAGAUUAAAAGAUACAGUGCAGAAUUUAAUUUAGAAAAUGAGGGAUUGACUUCCUUUCUAAAAGGUGAUAAGGCAGAGAUCAAAAAACCAGCCAAUACAAAUAUUGGUGAUUCUUUAAAUGAAAAGAUCAAACCCAAAGCAAAGUCCUCUGAACAACUUAGCAGCAAACCUCCACUGCCUAAAAAGCCAGCAUUGCAAAACAUAACCAUCCCAAACACUACUGCAAACAAGGAGAAGCAGGAAAAAUCUAUGCAUUCUCCCGAAUCCAGAAGUGAAGACAAAGACUUGGAGAAACAGUCAAAUUCUGGUAAAGUGCCUGAGAAAAGUGUGCCUUCCCCUAUGGCUACUGGAGACUCUGGAAGAGAUCCUGACACUCCAGCAGAGCCAGCCUGGAUUUCCAUUGCAAGGCAAAAGCAGAGGGGCAUGCAGCAGGAGAAGGACAGAGAAAAGCUUGUGGCUCCGGAUAUUAAGACAGAUACAGAGAAAAAGAAUAAAGAAAAGGAACAAACAGAGGGGUCAGCGAAGCAACAGCGGAGCAAAACAUCCUACUUGGCAGCUAAAAGCGCUUCUGAGGAGCAGAGGAAAGACACAAAGUCUGAAGAGAAGGAGCCUCUGCUGAGAACCAAUUCACUUUCACAAUAUGUCCCUGUAGCUCCAUCACCUGCACUGGCAGAUAAGGAGGAAAUAGGCCACUUGAAGAAAGCUAGUAAUGCUGCUCCAGAUGAGCCAUUGUGGAUGGAACUGGCCAAAAAGAAAUCUCAAGCUUGGAGUGAUAUGCCGCAGAUUAUAAAAUAGAAUGAUGCAAACAAAUAGCAUCUUUCAUAAUUAAGUCAACUACUUAACUGAACUUCUACAUACCAGCUAAUCACAGUGAAGAAUCUCUUGAUACGGAAGAAGGAUUUUAUUAUACAGCUGUGGAGAAAGUGUGCAAUAGGUGCAGUCAAAAAGUUUACCUUCAACUUUUUAGCAAUCAGGAUUGCAAUGGCAAUGGAUUACUUCGGUUAUGCUAAGGACGUACUUAUACUUUGGAAAAUAAAACUUUUGCCUUACGUAUUUCCUGCAUUUUCUGCUUUUAAUUAUGUUUGCAUCAAAACAGGAUCUUUGUUAAACUUUGCUGAACUUCUGUUGUUGCGGGAAAAUUCCCUUUCUUAUGGGUUUCUCUGUUUACAUUUACAAAUUGUGCACUAACAGCCCGAUUCUGUGGAUGUGUUUCACUGGAAUCGCCUGACACACUUCCUACCAAAGCUGUUAGGCCCAUGGUGGUAUUCACGAAUAGCUGCUGGCGAGUGCUCCAUUAAAACGUGUUGCCCGAGCGGUGUGUUUGCCUGGCUGAGCCGAUGGUGCAGUUUCUGGGGUUGGGUUACAUUUCAGGAGGCACAAAUACCCACAUUUAUGCGUGACCACGAAUAAAAAUUCCUCGUCUCCUUCUCUGAGCAACCUUGGUUGCACAAUGUUUGCAAGCAAGUGAGCAGUAAGGAAACUGAACUGCAGUUGGAAGCUCAGCAGUGCAUUCACAGUUGCUUUCCUACAUGAAUUUAUCUGGUUGUAACUGGCUUUCCUUUUUGUGAAAGCUUUGUAAUCAGUUAGGAGGAUGGUAUUAGUAGCAAUGGAAAAUAUGAAUUUAAUUAAGAACUGAAAAUCCUUGAACUAAAGUCCAAACUGAAAUGCUUGGAAAAACUGUGAAUUUCAUCAUAGUGUCAGCUUCACAUAACAUCCCCUACAUAAUCUUAAUUCUUCUCAAUAAAAAUCAGUAACAUACAGAUAGAACGUCUGUACUUGACUACCUUUAUCUAACAUUCUCAUGCUCAUUGACCUGAAUCUUCCCCACCAGUUUGGGACUCCCACUCAUGAAGUCUCCUAGGCUCUUCACUUCCACUUGUUUAACGAGAUUGACAAUAUAAAUCAUUUGUUGCUGAUUGACCAAAGUCACUCUGAACAUAUUUUAAGACCUCCCUGUGAGUUAAAGAAGCAAAGGACAAACCCUGUCAUGCCCCACUGCUAAGGCAAGCAUUUCAUGGGUGAAUACUCCUGUAUUAGCACUGUACUCCCUGGCUUUAUUUAUGUUUGUAUCAGUAAUUUUGUUCUUCUUGUCACAUUAAUGUUCUUUUUGGAAAAAUGUGGGCAGACUUUAGGAAAUAUAGGAUUUGCAAUUUCAAAACCUUGUCUUCUCCUCAGAGAUGGGGAGGAAAACCCAAGCCUCUCGGUAAUGACAACAACAUUUUGUAAUGAAUAAAGAAACAGAGAGUUGAGCAUGUGAAUAUCCAACACACUGCUAAAGGUUUUCAGUCAGGUUGUCUUUCAUCAUUGAAAAUACCAGAAGGGAAAACAAAUUUUCUGUUUGUCAAGGCCUUUGGACACAGACAGUCAGCCUGCAUCACUGCCGAAAUCCGCCUGCACAGCUGCUGGAGGCCUGAUGGGGCUUCUGCACAGACCUGCUCCAGCCCAUCACAGCAGCUGUCAGUGGUCCCCACCCAAAUAGGUUUCUGCCAGCUGUCCCAGGGUUUUCUCCUUCCUGCAGAUCACAGAAAGCAGUGUGGGAUACCCACUGAAAUCAGAAGCCAUAAGACAGCUCUCUGUUAAACAGAUCCACACCAGAAAUAGUAAUUUAAUUACAAAUAGGAAGUUAAUUACAGGACGUGCAACCUUGGGCUCAACUAUCUGAAGUUUGGUUCUGCAAAAACUUCCACACUGCUCCCCCACGAGCAAGCAUCCUUUAUUUCAAGUGACUUUUGGGGUUUUUUUGUGGUAUUCAAAUCAUACUCUAGGACCUACAGUGGAAAAAGGCACAUUUUUCAGAUACAAUAAAAACCAUCUUUAACCCCCUGUCCUUCCAAAACACCCUUUCUGUAAUAAAUAACUAAUUAGCAUAAAGUGUAAUUUUAAGAUAUGGUGUUACCUUUUGUAGCAAUCUUGAAAAAACCCAAAUAGUUUCUGUAUUAAAGGAAUAUACUAUAUUAAAAAAGACCAAAUUUGUAUUCUCUAGUUAUUGUCACCCCAUGAAAAGAGCACAUUGUUUCCAGGAAAUGUAGUUAAAGGUACGGUCUGUCUCCUUACAAUUCCCUCCCUGUUUAAAACAAUUAAAACUGUGUUGAAUCACAA
This is a messenger RNA of Pseudopipra pipra, 6617 nucleotides long. It is a transcript of the gene CRACDL, whose product is annotated as CRACD like. The coding region runs from base 1434 to 4313 and encodes 959 amino acids. Lineage: Eukaryota; Metazoa; Chordata; Aves; Passeriformes; Pipridae. The record is from RefSeq and is a predicted model, not a curated record. The transcript is spliced from 12 exons.